AUGGCGGAGUUUGUACGAGCCCAAAUAUUUGGCACGACGUUCGAGAUCACGUCAAGGUACACAGAUCUGCAACCAGUUGGCAUGGGCGCCUUUGGCCUGGUGUGCUCGGCGAAGGACCAAUUGACAGGUCAAGCUGUUGCGGUGAAGAAGAUUAUGAAACCUUUUUCUACACCUGUCCUUUCGAAACGAACGUACCGUGAACUCAAGCUCCUGAAGCAUCUCAGACACGAAAACGUCAUCUCGCUGAGCGACAUCUUCAUCUCUCCUCUCGAGGACAUCUACUUUGUCACUGAGCUCCUCGGAACAGAUCUACACCGCCUCUUGACCAGCAGACCGCUCGAGAAACAGUUCAUUCAAUACUUCCUCUACCAAAUUUUGCGAGGACUGAAGUAUGUCCACAGCGCCGGCGUUGUUCACCGAGAUCUCAAACCUAGCAAUAUCCUUGUCAACGAGAACUGCGACCUCAAAAUAUGCGAUUUCGGCCUUGCUCGAAUUCAAGAUCCUCAAAUGACAGGAUAUGUCUCCACGAGAUACUACCGCGCCCCCGAGAUCAUGCUCACAUGGCAGAAAUAUGAUAUUGAGGUUGAUAUUUGGAGUGCAGGUUGCAUUUUUGCGGAAAUGCUCGAGGGCAAGCCGCUAUUUCCCGGAAAGGAUCACGUCAAUCAGUUCUCAAUUAUAACAGAAUUGCUUGGAACUCCGCCACAAGACGUGAUCGAGACUAUCUGCAGCGAAAAUACCUUGAGAUUCGUGCAGUCCCUGCCUAAGCGAGAAAGGCAGCCAUUGAAGAACAAAUUCAAGAAUGCAGAUCCUUCUGCCAUCGAUCUGCUUGAGAAAAUGCUGGUAUUUGACCCGCGAAAACGAGUCUCAGCCGCCCAAGGCCUGACGCACGACUACCUUUCUCCAUACCACGACCCGACCGAUGAGCCUGUUGCUGAAGAGAAGUUCGAUUGGUCCUUCAACGAUGCAGACCUGCCGGUUGACACUUGGAAGAUUAUGAUGUACUCUGAAAUUCUGGACUAUCACAAUGUUGAGGGCGGUCCAGACGACCAACAACCACAAGCACUAUCGAUAGAGCAGGCACAGGCUAUGAAUGGACAGGCUGUUGCAUGA
Lithohypha guttulata is the source of this 1110-nucleotide messenger RNA. RefSeq names its product MAPK protein hog1 (gene HOG1). Lineage: Eukaryota; Fungi; Ascomycota; Eurotiomycetes; Chaetothyriales; Trichomeriaceae. The transcript has 5 exons. Gene Ontology annotation, cellular component: nucleus; cytoplasm. Gene Ontology annotation, biological process: cellular response to oxidative stress; stress-activated MAPK cascade; osmosensory signaling pathway. Bases 1 to 1110 code for a protein of 369 amino acids. Gene Ontology annotation, molecular function: MAP kinase activity; ATP binding. The record is from RefSeq and is a predicted model, not a curated record.